AUGCAUUUCAAACACGCAUUUAUCACAUGUCUUCUCGUUUUCAUCCUUCAUAUUGCCGCUACUUCGGCCGUUGAAAAUCCAGAUGGUCUUCAGUGUGAACCGCCUGAAAUGGCGGCCGAUGGUCAGAAGAAAAUAAACAUCAUGUACUUGGUGGAUAAGUUUCUAGAUCCGGAUACGCUGCUUCGUUUGAAACAUAUUUUCAAAGUAAUCUCCUGUAGAACUCCAUCAGUUGAUAAAAUCAUGAACUUGGUGAUGUCGUAUUCCAGUGAGCAACAAGUUCCGGGAAAAGACGUCAAAAGUUCUGACGUUUUGCUAGAUCUCUACCGGGAAAUAACAGAUAAAAGCGCUUCCACAUCCACACCAUGUGAACGUUUCAGUCGAGCUCUCGGACGGGCUCCAGCUCCAUUUUUGGAUCGUGAAAAUGUUCAUUUCAUAGUUCCAAUGCUUGAGGAUAAAAACGAUCCGACUUGCUUUCUGAAAGCUUUUCAAGCGGAAUUCAAAGAUGAUUUACGAAAAAGAAACUUUUAUUUCAACGGAAUUUUGAUCAACUCGGGUUCCGACACGGCGUUCCAUCAAGCAGUGCGAGUCGUCGUUCCAGAUUUGACCACUGCCGUCAAUACUAGCAGAACGAAAAUUGACAGUUUCCGGGGAGUUACGUCGGAGGAAAAAAAAAUAGUGAUGACUGAAUCUGAUGAGUUAAUUGAUAACCUCACUGAUAUGGUUGAACAGAUUGUAUCUAAUCGUGUCAAACGUGAUUGGGAAGAAAUAUUGACAAGUUCAACGUCUUUUACUUCUCAGCCUCCAAACACUUCGACGUCUUCCCUAGUUUCGACUACGGGUAAUUCAACAUCGACUUCCGAAUCAUCCACGGAAACUAUUCUGAAUUCAACGACAACGUCAUCUGAAUCAACUACAACCGAGAACACGACACCAACGUCGUCUGAGUCAACGAUUCUGAAUACAACGACGACAUCGCCUCCAUUGGUUGUCGAUCGCAAUGAAGGACUUGUCUUUUUAGAAGGAAAUGUUGAUUCGGAGUUUAGUAACACUACAGUCGGUCAAAACGCCACAACAGCAAUAUCAUAUUCAGCCCUUUACGAAAAAAAUGAAAAUGAAGAGUCUUCAGAUGAAGAUUAUGAUGGCGCCGAGGCCGGAGAAGACUUAGAAAUGGCUUCUGGUUUAAAGAAUGGAGAAAAUAAUACCAAAACAGUGAUUGAAUAUUACAAUCCUUCUGAAUUAGAGCAUAGACAUAAAUCCAUUGACGCCAAUCUUCUCAUUUACGUCUUGCUCCUUCUAUUACUCAUCUGGCUUUUCUGCAUUUUUCUCUGUCUUGUUUGGAUGUUCUACUGUGCGAAAAAAAGAAAAAAUAAGCUGAUUGAUCAUGCCGAGGAGCAAAGUCAACUAUUGUUACCACUUUUGGAGAAGGGACCGCCCGAACCGGUUACACCCAAGCCAUCCAUUUCUACAGAAAGUGACGAAGACGACGCAGAGUGGAACAAUAUCAAACCAGCCAUUUACACUGAUUCAACUGCCCAGAAUCAGUCAAAAUCUGAAGUUGAAAGUGUGAAACAACCAUCAAAAGAAGCACAAUUUGCCCCAGUUGAAGUGUCAGAAUUAGAGGAGAAUAAAGAAGAUGAUAUCACAAAUAGACCAAGACGUGCAGGAUACUUAGCUCCGAAGAGAACUUCUGAUUUUCGUUUUGAUUAA
This is a messenger RNA of Caenorhabditis remanei, 1707 nucleotides long. RefSeq lists its product as uncharacterized. The record is from RefSeq and is a predicted model, not a curated record. Lineage: Eukaryota; Metazoa; Nematoda; Chromadorea; Rhabditida; Rhabditidae. The coding region runs from base 1 to 1707 and encodes 568 amino acids. The transcript is spliced from 7 exons.